Molecule: messenger RNA, 951 nt
Organism: Trypanosoma conorhini
Lineage: Eukaryota; Euglenozoa; Kinetoplastea; Trypanosomatida; Trypanosomatidae
Exons: 1
Coding region: 1-951 (316 amino acids)
Source: RefSeq, a predicted model, not a curated record
AUGCAGCGAGUGGGUGGUGGGAACCGCACCACGCGGCCCCCACCUUUCUUAUGCGGUUUGCGGUGUCGCCGUGCCCCACUUUUGCUUGUUAGUCGCGCUGUUAACAGCGGCGGAGGGAAAAGUUUUGACGCUCAGCAUGCGAAUGCUCGCCACUUCGUUGCGCUUCCUUCUCGAUGCUGCCUCACCUCGAGCAGACUCCCAAAGGCAGAAACGGCAGAGGCAACACUCACUCCGCUGAAGUGUCCUGAGUGUGGGAAACGAUUUCUUAGCGUCGCGAAUCUGCGACAGCACCGGCGUUCCCGUCAUCUGGUGCCUCUCAAGUCUUCCUCAGAGGAGCAGCUUGAGCGUCUGAGGGAGACCAACGCGCGGCUGCUCGAGGAGCUGAGAAAUCUACAGGAAAUCAAUGCCUUGAGAGCGCGUUCUGCCUCGUCGUUACCGACGGCUGCAACGGAGCCAUCGCCUACGCGGGAAGGUAAGGGCGGGAAGCCCUUUCCCGCUGCUGUUCCUGAGGGGAGGGCGGUUGAUAUUUCCAUGGCGGAGGCGCAGCAGCUGCGGGACCACCCUUUCCGAUUAGGCACGGGAACCUCCGACGUCUGGUGUGUUGGCGUGGUGGAAAACGAUGUUGAGUUGGGCAAACUAGGCGUCAGAGCCGAGCAAGAGGCUGGGGAGCGUUUGACAGGGUUAGAGGCGAUGCAGUUUACCCUCCAAACCGAAGGAUAUCGUCUCAGACGUGUUGGUCAGUUAAAAAUGUACCGUAAUCGGCUCACCGUACGUGUUAUUGCACCUCAGUACAGGGCGCAAAAGGGGGAUAUCUUACUUGUGGCGGGGACUUACGGACUCCAUAAGUCGUAUGACCUGGUUUCAAAGCAGGCGGUAGAAAACGCCGUUCUGGAAGCCGGGUACGUAGGACUGCUGCAAAAAGGACCCGUUGACGCACCUGAGAAAACCUAG